ACAAUAGGAGGCAGAUAGAGAAGAACGUUUUCGCAAAAUCUGCACAAUUUGAAGUUGGACUUUGAGGUAGACACACAGUAUACUGACGGGACCUGCCUUCCUCAGCCGACCAACUUCAGUUUCGGGUUGUCAGAACAGAAAUGUUCCAGUCAUGCUCGGACAACCAGUGGGAGAUUCGUCAGGGAGACGACGGACAGGGUUUCUAUGAUUCUGGACCACAUCCGCAUAGCUGGCCUCAGUUCUUCCCCCCUCGGCCCAGCGGCACAGUUCAUCAUCCCGGCUCUCUGUAUCCCUACGGGGAAGCCUACACCAGAGCACAAACUCCUGUCUGGCACCAACCCCAAAACCCAUGGAAGGUACACAGCCACCUGGAGAACUCCAAGUUCCACCUCCACCAGACCCAGAAUCAGCAGGUCAAGCAGUACCUGACGCUGGGCUCCAAGCUGGCCUCGUCGGCCGGCCAGGGCCACGCCGUUCCACAUCCACACACCCCUGGCCAGCCACUGGCCACCGUGCCGGUCAUGAGGAAUGGACACAUGGCCUCUGUCAGCGACAGCAGCAACCCCAACAGCCCCGUCACCCUUCUCACUAUGGCCAAUCACGACAGCGAGUUUCCAAUGGAUGAAGUUAUUGAUGACCUAAUUAGUCUUGAAUCCGGUUUCAAUGAUGGAGGCUUGGAUUGCAUGGAGCCUAACAUCAUAAUGCAAAACAAUGUGUCCCUCAGUGGCAGCAUGCUGGACGUCUAUGGGGGUGAACAAGGUAUGAACGCCCCUAAUGGCGGAAUGAGUCCCACAUCUAACCCCACAAAGCUCACUGUAAAAAGGGAAUACACAGAACACGACACGAGAGUGAUGGCCAAAGAGAGGCAGAAAAAAGACAACCAUAAUUUGAUUGAAAGAAGAAGAAGAUACAACAUCAACUACAGGAUCAAAGAGCUGGGGACACUCAUACCAAAGUCGAAUGAUCCUGACAUGCGCUGGAACAAAGGCACCAUCCUGAAGGCCUCGGUGGAGUACAUAAGGUGGCUGCAGAAGGAGCAGCAGCACGCUCGGGAGCUGGAGAGCCGUCAGAAGAAGCUGGAGCAAGCCAACAGGAGACUGCUGCUGAGGAUCCAGGAGCUUGAGAUCCAGGCACGAGCACAUGGCCUCCCAAACAUGGCUACAGCUUUGGGGUCAGUUGAGCUGUCUUCCCAUCUACUCAAACAGCAGCAGCAGCAGCAGCAACAGCAACAGCAGUCGUCUCCCCAGGCCCAGCAAUCCCAGCAGCCUCCCCUUUACCAGGAGGACCCCAACAGCGACUACCUCCAGAGGAUAGUGGUGACUGGCGUGCCAUCCAUUCCAACAGCCAGCGGCCCGCAGGAUCACAUCCCCGGCGGCGACGGCUGCACCACAUUCUCCGAUCCGCUGUCCCACUUCACAGACUUCUUCAGCGCCACGCUCAAGGAGGAGCAUCGGCUGGACGAGAUCCUGAUGGACGACCCGCUCUCGCCCUUUGGCGCCGACCCGCUCCUCUCGGCGGGCUCGCCCGGGGCCGCGUCCAAGGACAGCAGCCGCAGGAGCAGCUUCAGCUCUGCAGAGGGCGACGACCUAUAAGGGUGCCCUCUUCAGUUACACACUCUUGUUAUCUCCCCUCGUGACAACGCGUUUGUAAUCCCCAGCGGUACAAGGCGUACACAGAGCCGUUAAAAGACUGACUGAUGCCUCCGGGCCUACAAUAAUGGCCACUCACCAGGUUGCAAGACAUCUUAAUGACAGCUAACACACCUGCAGUGCCCCUCAAAGUGCCACCUGUAUUAAAGUAUAUAAAGUGUGUAGUUUUUGUUGAUCAGGUGGGUGCGAGAGCUUGACUGGCUCAAAAAAACUUGCAAUCUCCAAACUCAGCAGGACCAGGAACAGCUCAUGGACCUCCUGCUCCUCCACAUUUCUCUGCCUCCCAGACAGAGCAGAAACAGACUCACAAGAAAAAGGGAGACAUUUAUCAGCCUUUAAGUACAUAGUGUAAAUGUUUUGUUGUUUUUUUUUUGUGGGUAAACACUGUGGUAGCUGUACACUGUAACAUAUGCAAAAUAAUCACUGAAAACCUGCCAAAAUCGUCCUUUUUUCAUGACAAUACUACUGCUUCACAAAAGGAUUUUUAACAGCUGCAGUCAGGAUUGUGAUUGUGUAACGUGCCUUAUUCCAACUCUCGGUUUCGUCUUUAAAAAGAUAUGAACAUGUAACUGAUGUACUCACCGCAUUGCCUAACAUGUCUUUUGUCUCGUCUGUGUCUUUCAAUUGUUACUGUUAAAUAAGUGUUUAUGUAUUUAUAUUUGUUUUAAUCCAUGUAUUCAUAAAAAAGAUAUAUAUUAUUAUCUAACAUGUUACCUUUUUUAUUCUUAGUAGGGGUGGGAAAAAUAUAAUAAACCCCAUUUUUGAUAUACCUGA
Messenger RNA from Chelmon rostratus (copperband butterflyfish), 2423 nucleotides. It is a transcript of the gene tfec, whose product is annotated as transcription factor EC. The coding region runs from base 141 to 1592 and encodes 483 amino acids. Gene Ontology annotation, biological process: regulation of transcription by RNA polymerase II. Gene Ontology annotation, cellular component: nucleus. Gene Ontology annotation, molecular function: DNA-binding transcription factor activity, RNA polymerase II-specific; RNA polymerase II cis-regulatory region sequence-specific DNA binding; protein dimerization activity. The transcript is spliced from 9 exons. The record is from RefSeq and is a predicted model, not a curated record. Lineage: Eukaryota; Metazoa; Chordata; Actinopteri; Chaetodontiformes; Chaetodontidae.